This is a messenger RNA of Solenopsis invicta (red fire ant), 1029 nucleotides long. RefSeq lists its product as uncharacterized. NCBI's taxonomy places the organism in Eukaryota, Metazoa, Arthropoda, Insecta, Hymenoptera, Formicidae. The record is from RefSeq and is a predicted model, not a curated record. Bases 177 to 968 code for a protein of 263 amino acids. The transcript is spliced from 5 exons.
UUGUAUCAUAUAUCUAUGGUUUAUUUAUGUCUAUCUGCCUGUAUGUGUGUUAUUUUGCAAAAGUUGUGCGUGAGGCAUGAACAGGAGCGACGUAUAUUUUUGUGAAAUCUUUGAAAUUUUGAUUGAAUUAAAAUAAAAAGAAGUGUUAAAAAAGCAUUGUAUAAUUUAAUGGAAAUAUGGUUUCAUCGUGUUGCAUAUGUUCAAAGGAAAAUAAUCCUUUGGAACCACAUCGGUCAUUUCACAGGAUACCAGCAAACGAAGAAAUGAAGAAGAAAUGGCUCCAUAUAAUUGGUCGUACUGUCUCGUAUAAAGGUGCUAGGGUUUGCAGUGAUCAUUUCACAGAAAAUGAUUACAAUGACAUAAAUCCUUAUUCAAGAGUCAAAAGAUUGAAGAACACCGCAGUUCCUUCUGUGAUUGUACAAAAAAAAGAAAAUGUAAAAAGAAAAUCAUUGCCAUUUCAAAAGACUGCUGUAAAUUUAUAUACUGAUGCUGAAAUCAUAUCUCAAAAUGAAAAAAAUGCUGUUUAUCUUUCGGAAAAUCUUGAAGUUGAUGAUAGUGAAACCAAGCACAGUGAAAGUACAAAUAAUGAAUUAGUAUUGACUCAAGAUACAAGUGAAAAUUUCAUUAUUUUUUUAAAUUCUGAAAAAGAAAUAAAUGUUGCUUGUAUUGAUAAUCAAAAAAUUGACGUUAAUUUUGAAACUAAUAUAAAUGAUACAAAUAAAGAAAGAAAACUUCCGAGUGAACUAGCAAAUUCCAAAAUGAGAAAAGUUCUUCUAAAAUUUUCCAAACACGGUACAGUAUGCUUCACAAAAACAGAUUUUUCAUCAAACGAAAAGUGGAAAAAAUUUUUAAAAUGCAUUACUUAUAAAAGUCGUGAGAAUAGAAUUAUGCGACGAAGAAACAAAUGCUUGCAGAAAAAAAUUCUAGUAUUUCAAGAUAUGUUGCAAGAUUUGUUGAAAAAAGUUUAACAAUGUACAAUGUUAUAAAUAUUGAAGUAUUUAUUAUGACAAAUUAUUAAAGUUUUUAUUA